Molecule: messenger RNA, 5632 nt
Organism: Triplophysa rosa
Lineage: Eukaryota; Metazoa; Chordata; Actinopteri; Cypriniformes; Nemacheilidae
Product: NACHT, LRR and PYD domains-containing protein 3-like
Exons: 10
Coding region: 119-3223 (1034 amino acids)
Molecular function (GO): protein binding
Source: RefSeq, a predicted model, not a curated record
CUCAAGAAACGAAACGAAACUCCAGUCAAACGCGGCUUCCCUAUUCCGAACACAGAAACGAAAUGUGGAUAUUUCUAUCCCUCGAGGGAUUAGGGGACAUGUGAGUAAGAGGGGCACCAUGAAUACAAAGGGGUCCGUUGUGACCCCCAAUAUAGAAGACCCCCAUUCAGAGAAGACGCAUUCCAUACAAGAGACUAAAGCAACAAUACAUAAUACACAAACUGAUCCUGUGUCAUCAGAGAACACUGAUCACAAUGAACAUAAUGAUCAUGGCUCCAAGAAUUUAAUUCAGUCGAUGCGAACAGACGCUCCUGGACCCAGCUGUAGAUCCAUGAAGAGCAAUUGGUCUGUGGAUGCUCCACCAAACCUCCAGGAUAAAGAUAUAAACACUACACACAGACCAGUCCUGCGGGGGGGAAAUGGUUCAGUCUCAUCAGUUCCCAGCCUUUUUUCCAUGAAGAGUAACCGGUCUAUGGAUCCCCCAUUGAAAUUAGAGAGAGAACAUCCAUCAGAACCAGUUUUAGACCAACCAGAGGCAGGAGAUGAGGAAACCGACAUUCUACAAGGGCAAAUGUGGAAUGAGGUCUUCAAAUCAAAUCUGAGGAAGAAGUUUGAGUGUUUGUAUGAGGGAACAUCACAUGAGAGAAACCCAACUCUGCUGAAUGAGAUCUACACAGAGCUCUACAUCACAGAGAGUGAAAGUGGAGAGAUCAGUAAUGAACAUGAGGUGAGACAGAUUGAGACACAAUCCAGGAGAACAGCAACAGAGGACACACCGAUCAAAUGCAACGACAUCUUUAAAGCUUUACCUGCACAAGACAAACCCAUCAGACGUGUGCUGACAAAGGGAGUCGCUGGCAUUGGAAAAACAGUCUCUGUGCAGAAGUUCAUUCUGGACUGGGCUGAAGGGAAAGAGAAUCAGGACGUCCACCUCAUAUUUCCACUUCCUUUCAGAGAGAUCAAUCUGAUGAAGAACCAAACACUCAGUCUUUUACAUCUUCUUCAUCUUUUCUUCCCAGAGACAAAAGAAAUGGAAAUCUCCAGCGGUGAAUAUAAAGUGUUGUUCAUCUUUGAUGGUUUGGACGAGUGUCGCGUGUCUCUGGAUUUCCACAGCAGUGUGAGGUUGUGUGAUGUCAAUGAAUCAGCCUCAGUGGACGUGAUCCUGACAAACCUCAUGGCGGGGAAUCUGCUUCCCUCCGCUCUCAUCUGGAUCACCUCCAGACCAGCAGCAGCUGAUCUCAUCCCCUCUGAGUGUGUUGAUCGAGUCACAGAGGUACGAGGCUUCACUGACAAACAGAAGGAGGAAUACUUCAGCAAGAGAAUCAGUGAUGAGAGUCUGAACCACAGAAUCAUCUCACACCUGAAGUCAUCCAGGAGCCUGUACAUCAUGUGUCACAUCCCAGUGUUCUGCUGGAUUUCAGCCACUGUUCUAGAGAGAAUGUUGAGUGAAGCAGAGAGUGAAGGAGAGAUCCCCAAGACUCUCACUCAAAUGUACACACACUUCCUGAUCAUUCAGACACACAUCAAACAUCAGAAGGACUAUGAGAAGAAAGAGCAGAAUGAUGAAGACAUGAUCUUCAAACUGGGCAAACUGGCCUUUGAGCAGCUUGUGAAAGGCAAUGUGAUCUUCUAUGAUGAGGACCUGAGAGAGUGUGGCAUUGAUGUAGCAGAAGCAUCAGUGUACUCAGGAUUGUGCACUCAGAUCUUCAGAGAGGAGUUUGGCUGGUAUCAGGGGAAAGUUUACUGCUUUCUUCAUCUGACCAUUCAGGAACAUCUAGCAGCUCUGUAUGUGCACACAUCUUUCCGUCGUGGAGAUACGGGCAUUCUUAAUCACUGGAAAACAUCCAACAUUGCUACCUGCUUCAAAUGUUCCACCAUUUCUGAGUUUCACAAGACCGCUGUGGACAAAAUGUUGCAAAGCAAGAAUGGGCAUUUCGAUCUUUUCCUCCGCUUCCUCUUGGGUCUCUCACUUGAUUCAAACCAGGAUCUUCUGCAUCACAUACUACCACAGAUAUCAACUGUUUCUCCUGAUGGUGUGACAGAAACCACAGACUUCAUAAAGAAUAAAAUCAGGAUGAACCUCCCCUCAGAAAAAUAUAUCAGCCUGUUUCACUGCCUUAAUGAACUCAAUGACUUUUCUUUAGUAGAGGAAAUACAAAGUUUCCAAAAAAACAGAAAACUCGCGAAAACCAGGCUGUCUGCCUCGCAGUGGGCGGCUCUUGUGUUUGUCCUGCUGUCGUCUGAAAACAAACUGGAUGUGUUUGACCUCAGGAAAUACAGUCAGAACGAUGCAGAUGAAUGCCUGGUGAGGAUGUUACCUGUUGUCAUGGAAGCCAAAACAGCUGAACUCAGACACUGCAGUCUCUCCUCCAAAGGUUUUCAGGGACUGUGGUCAGCGCUCGGCUCAAAGUCCUCCUCUCUCAAACAUCUGAAACUCAGUGGAAAUUCACUCAGUGGUCCUGGAAUGAAGAUUCUAUCUGAUGGGUUGCAGAAGUUGCACUGUAAACUUGAGACACUAGAAUUAUCAGAGUGUGGUAUAACUGCUGGAGAUUGUUCAUCUUUAUCAGCGGCUCUUGACUCAAAUCCUUCCCAUCUGAUGGAGCUGGACCUGACCUUCAAUCAUACUGGAGAUGCAGGAGUGAAAACAUUAUUGCAAAUGCUGACGAACCCAAACUGUGCACUACAGAAAUUAACACUGGUGAGCUGUGGUCUUACAGGAGAGAGCUGUAGAUCUCUGGCUGAAGCUCUGAGCAGAAACUCCUCUCUCGUGGAUCUGGACUUGAGUAAAAAUCGCUUGAUGGAUUCAGGCUUGAGGCUUCUUUGUGAUGGACUGAAGAGUCCUUCCUGUAAACUGAAAACUCUAAGUUUAGAGGACUGUGGUCUCACAGAACAGUGCUGUAGAGGUCUGUGUUCAGCUCUGAGAUCAAACUUUCUUCAUCUGACUGAACUCCGUCUGAACAGAAACAAGAUACAAGACUUAGGAGUGAAGAUGAUCUCUGAUUUGCUGAAGGAGACACAGUGUAAACUAGAGAAACUGAGGUUGUCAUACUGUGAUGUCACAGAAGGGGGCGGUACUGAGUUGGCUUCAGCUCUCAAAUUAAACCCCACCCACCUCAGAGAGCUGGACCUUUCCGGGAACAAACUGGGUUCAGCAAAGAAGCUGCUCACUGCCCUACAAGAGCAUUCAGGUUAUAAACUGGAAAAACUUAAGAUAGAUAGAUAAAUAAAGAGCCAACAUGGAGCUGCGUGUAACUACAAAGAAAUUAAAAAUAAUUAUAUCAUGGUCUGUUUGAAUACUUAAUUCAGAUUGGCUGGAACGUGUGCAUUAAAACCGGUAGUUCCAGUCAGUUUGAUCAACAUUUGAUAUUAACUGAUGAAAUAGCUGUCAUUUGAACCUGUCUGAUCAAAAAUGACAACGUAAACAUUAAUAACAGCUUUAACCUGGCAAAUGACCAUGGUAUAUGCGGGAUAAUCCACGGCUAGCCGUGCAUUUAUUUAUUUAUUUAUUAUUUAUUUGCCUGGCUAGCUGUGGAUUAUUCCUUACUUGUAGUCAAACAUUCUUAAAAAGGAAAUUGAUGAAAUGAAAGAGUUUGGUAUUAAAAUGUUCUCCUACGAGUUAGAUAAUAAUUCUGCAAGACAGAUUUCAUGAGUUUAUGUGCCCGCAUAACCUUGGCAAAUAGUUUUGGUUUGCUGUCCGUUACGGACUCAAAAUGAGACCCAUUCUCACAUUUGGACGAAUAGCAGGGUAUUUGUGUUCAAGAGAGUCUUUUAAAGUCUUUCACAACUUGUCAGGAAGCGCUUCAUUACAAAAGACACAGAAGAGGAAGAACGUCUGUUAAACAGAGAUUAUCUACAGUAAGAAUCAGACAGUCAUGCAAGUUUAACUGUAAUAGAAAGCUUUCUUGAAAUAGGAAAUGUCUUCUUAUCAUUCGAAUUGCUAACAGGCCUUUUUGUGUCUUCACACCAGUACUCGUAUAUUUUAUUACAGAUGAACUUUUUACUUGCACUUUUUACUUUCUCCGUUCAUUUUGCCUUUACUGUACAUGAGGCGAAAAUGACUCCUUUAUAAGAGCACUUUUUAGCAAAAUAUUGGACAUCUAAAAAUAUUUUCAAAAUAUAUACAUCACCUUGUUUAAUGAGACAGUUCUGCAUUCUACAGAAACGUGUUUAUGAAUUGUCUCUUAAAUUAGGUCAAAUUUUUACUUGAAAUAUGCAAUGCAGAAAGCAUCAAUACUUGUUGAUGAUAAAAUGUUUAACAAAAGACUUUAUAAAUAAAAUAAAAAAUGACAAAAUGUCACAUGCUCUCCUACUUUGGAUAAACGCGUCUGCCAAAUUAAUAAAUGUAAAUGAAUGAGUGAUAAAAGCAUAAAAAUAAAGUGGUAUUUACCAUCAUUCAUUUUUUUGUUUAUAAAUGACAAAAAUAUUGAUACAGUAGCUUUAAUGAAUUGUGGUUGUAGAAGAAAUGUGUUUAAAAUGAAUCCAGUUGUUAAGGUAAUUUGUUUUUUAUAACAUUUUUAAAACAGCAAUCCCAUAGAAGAAUCAUUUUUGGUUCCUCAAUGAACCUUUUAGUACACAUUCCUGUAGUUUAUUUGGUAGAGCAUUAUAUUAUGCAAAUGUCUUGAGUUUGAUUGCCCUAAGAAACAGUGUUAAAUAUAUAGAAUCUAUGAAUUAACAGUUUGUAAAUGUUUAGAUUGAAUGCACUGCAAGUCGCUUUGGAAAAAAGUGUCUGCCAAAUGUAAUCAUUUUAAAAUAACAGUUUUAAUGUUGUUUAUUCAUUUUGAAAGUGUAUGACAAUACGUAAGUGCACAAGACUGCCAGAAGUCUGAAAAAUGCCAGUGCUUUGACACCGCACUUUGGAGCAGUAUAGACCUUAUUCAUGCUGGUCAUGCCGGUCAUGCCGGUCAUUUCACAAAUUUCCACAGCACAGAGAACUAAAGAAAACAUGGAUUAAUUCAAUUAGAUGGGUCUAUAGCACCUAGAAGUAGGUUUUCAUUUUGCUACGGCACAUCAUUAGAAAUAUGACAGAAAAAGUUCUUCCCUAUAGAGGAGGUCAAAUUUCAAGUCAUUGGCAUGUGUUCUCUGUCAGUCAUCUUCUAUUCUUGCUCUAAAACUCUGUUUUCAACUACAAUUGGAAAAUGGAGUCGAAUGUCAAUAUGCUGUUGCCAUGAAUGUAGUAACCGUUCAGUGUGAAGCUGGAUUCCAACUUUCUUACUAAUGAGAAUACAGAUGUGAGAUGGGAGUUGUGUUUGUGAAGGACAAAAAUAUGAUCUCCCAUUGAUGAGCGCUGUCUCACAAACUGAUGUUUCUCUCUCAUGCUUCAUAGUCAUGGUCAUAAUGCUAAACUUUUUUUAUUUAUUUAGCAACUGUUGAAAAUCGUUUGAAGCUCUUUAAAGCAAUGUUUCCUUUUAUUCUUACAAAACAGUUAUAUUAUUGUGCAAGGAUCUUUAUAAUUGUGCAAGGAAAAAUAAAAUUUCCAUGUAGUUCACUAACAAUUGUUGAACCUUUUUUGCCCUUUGCCAUUAUCUUGAAACACAUCUGUAGUUGAUCAAGCCAUACGGCUUAAAAGUCAAUGUUUUAUUUGCUGUUUAUAUGAAACAAAAUAAAGAAAAAACAAAAUGUACUUGGUCCAAAG